AUGAGAAAGAAUAUUGGAGGUAACAAUAAGAGUGAUAAUAGAGGUUUGAAAACAGCCAUAAAUCCUCUUCUUCUGUCUUCGAAUCUUAACUUAGUUUCGAAACAAUACAAAGGUCAAAACCCAUAUUUAAGCACAUCUCAACAGAGAACACCCGAUAGCAAGAUCAGAAAAAGAUAUGAACUUGGUUUAAGAUUUUAUGAGAAGGGAGAAAUUAGCUCUCAAGUUGAACAGCUAAGGGAUGAACAGCGUAAAGAGUUGGAAAGGGAACGACAGCGAACAACCAUCGAACAACAGAAAACUGAAAGAGAAAACAAAGAGCUGAGUAUCAAAAUAGCUAAGGGAGAACUACCAGAUCUUAGCCUGGGAGAGGAUAAAUAUAUCAAAACUCGGAAAGAAGUACCGAAAGUGGAAUGGUGGGAUGAAGCAUAUUUGGAUGAUGAUAUGAAAAUCAAAGAAAAAUACGUAAAUCAAGAAAUAGAAGACAAUGAGAGUGAUGAUGAUGAGAAAUAUGGCCCUUCAAUACAGUAUGUGCAUCAUCCUGUGCCGAUAAAGGUUGAUACGAACAAGGAGAUCAUAGCUAAGGUUCUCCUUACAAAGGAUGAACAGAAAAAGAUACGCCGCAAUAAAAGAAAAAUGCUUAGAGAGGAAAAGGAGACGAGAAUCAAAUUGGGACUUGAUCCGAAACCAGAACCCAAAGUUAAAUUGAGUAAUAUGAUGAGCGUUUAUGAAAAUGAUGCAAACAUCGUGGAUCCCACAAAAUGGGAACAAGCUGUGAAAGAACAGGUUGCAUUGAGGAAACGAAAACAUUUAGAGGAAAAUUCCAAAAGACACGAUGAAGCUAAACAGAAAGCUAAAUCGGAGGAUUCCCAAAAUGGAGGUAGCGAUGAUAUUUGUCAAGUAUUUUGGUUCAAAAGACUAACGAAUCCCAAAUUAAGGUACAAGAUAAAUAUGAAUAGCAAACAGCUUUCGUUACGUGGAACCUGUCUACGGAUAGGCGAGCAAGGCCCAGGCAUAAUGGUAAUCGUUGGCAGGGAAAAAUCGUGUAAAUUCUUCAAAAAAUUGGUAACGAGGAGGGUGACAUGGGAUGAUGCCUAUGAGGAUAAGACAACCAAUACUAUUGUAGAUAUGACGGGAAACUACUGCAAACAAAUCUGGGAGGGUUAUUUGGAUAAUUGCCGUUUUCCAAGGUGGUUCAUGAAAGUUUGUGAGGACGAGACCGACUUCUCAAACACAUUGGCACAAUUCAACGCUCAGAAUCUUGUUUCAAUAUUUAAACAAUCUAAUAAUUAG
Messenger RNA from Zygotorulaspora mrakii, 1290 nucleotides. It is a transcript of the gene PRP3, whose product is annotated as U4/U6-U5 snRNP complex subunit PRP3. NCBI's taxonomy places the organism in Eukaryota, Fungi, Ascomycota, Saccharomycetes, Saccharomycetales, Saccharomycetaceae. Gene Ontology annotation, cellular component: U4/U6 x U5 tri-snRNP complex. Bases 1 to 1290 code for a protein of 429 amino acids. The record is from RefSeq and is a predicted model, not a curated record. The transcript has a single exon. Gene Ontology annotation, biological process: mRNA splicing, via spliceosome.